Messenger RNA from Dipodomys ordii (Ord's kangaroo rat), 680 nucleotides. It is a transcript of the gene Polr1h, whose product is annotated as zinc ribbon domain containing 1. The transcript has 5 exons. Bases 107 to 487 code for a protein of 126 amino acids. Gene Ontology annotation, cellular component: RNA polymerase I complex. Gene Ontology annotation, biological process: termination of RNA polymerase I transcription; DNA-templated transcription. The record is from RefSeq and is a predicted model, not a curated record. Gene Ontology annotation, molecular function: zinc ion binding; nucleic acid binding; DNA-directed RNA polymerase activity. Lineage: Eukaryota; Metazoa; Chordata; Mammalia; Rodentia; Heteromyidae.
CCCACCGAGUCGGUCGUCGCUUCUCCAGCUGGCCACCGGCCGGCCUUUGGUUGGGCAAGUUUCCGGCUCUUGGGUCCCAGAGGCGGGAGCUGUAGCCCCUGACCGCAUGGCGGCCAUGAAUUUGGCCAGCACUUGCUCCAGCUUCCAGUCAGACUUGGAUUUCUGUCCAGAGUGCGGCUCGGUCCUGCCCUUGCCUGGGACUCAGGAUGCGGUCAUCUGUACACGCUGUGGCUUCUCCGUCAACGUGCGGGACUUCGAAGGGAAGGUGGUGAAGACCUCAGUUGUUUUCCAUAACCUCGGGAAUGUCAAGCCUAUGUCUAUGGAGGAAGGACCUGAGUCGCAGGGACCAGUAGUUGAUAGGCGCUGCCCACGAUGUGGUAAUGAAGGAAUGGCCUACCACACCAGACAGAUGCGCUCAGCUGAUGAAGGACAAACUGUCUUCUACACCUGUACCAAAUGCAAGUUUCAGGAAAAGGAAGACUCUUGAUCUGUUUUUCUGGACAAGUCAACAAUACCUCCUCCUCUUUAGAAGGUGAAGGUGUUAUUCCUAGGUACCUCAUCCAUCCUCUUUGGUUGUUCACAAAGAAGUGUUGGGCUCAUCAUGUGGAUACUACCAUUGUCCCCAAAGGACUCUUACCCCUAGUCGAGUUUAUUAAAAUUAUAUAUUUUUAUAAAACCUU